AUGCUUUUGCGCGACAGCUCCCACAACGUGGAGGCUCACCUCUUCGACGUGGCUCCCAUCGAAAACGUGACUCCGCGCGAGCGGCUGGCACCGCAGCUCGCGGAUCAGUAUGUCCCCUUCAUUACUGGCGGGAUGGACGAGUACUGGAAGCUGUAUCGGGAGUCCAUAGAGCAGCCGGGACGGUUUUUCGGAGAACAUGCACGACGCUUAUUGUCCUGGAGCCGUAUGUUCGACGCAGCAUACUAUCCAGCGGGCACAGGCGGCGCUGGAGGCUCCACUUUGCCCACGUUCGAUUCUACCGCCUGGUUUAUUAAUGGGCAACUGAAUGCGUGUUACAAUGCUGUGGAUCGAUGGGCGAUCAGCUGUCCCGACAAAAUCGCGCUCAUUUACGAAGCAGAUGAGCCCGGUAGCGGGUCUAAAGUCACGUACCGCGAAUUGCUCGCAGAAGUGUGUCAAAUAGCGCAAGUGUUGACGGAAUCCAUGGGCGUACGCAAGGGCGAUACCGUCAUUGUCUACAUGCCGAUGAUUCCCUCCGCAAUAGCCGCGUUGCUUGCCAUUGCACGAAUUGGAGCGAUUCACAGCGUGGUUUUCGCUGGCUACAGCUCCAAUUCGUUACGGGAUCGUAUCAACGACGCAGGUGCUCGGGUAGUGCUCACAAAACAAGAAUCGCGCCGUGCCGGAAAAAUUGUCGAGACCAAACGGAUCGUGGAUGAAGCCCUGAAGCAAACACCUUGUGUCGAAUACGUCCUGGUAUUACAACACCAGUCGCGCACUUGCAGAGACCGGACGGGUCUUCAUGCGCGCAAGUACAAUGCAAAUAGUCAUCAUCACGAAUCCGCGCUCCAUCAACACCAUCGCCAUCAUCGUCAUCGGUUUCACCAUCGUCGUCACAGUCAUUUGAGCCAACAGCAAGCGAAACUUCAGAGUUCGAACGGCGGUGGGAGCAACUACAAUCUUCGUAGUUCUUCCUCCAUCUCACCAGAUUCUUCAAUGUUCGGCCAGAGUAACCUUACUGAACUUGACUGGCUUACAGAAGUUAGUCGGUAUAAACCCUAUUGUCCUUGCGAACCUUUGGACUCUGAACACCCAUUGUUUUUGUUAUACACCUCUGGGUCAACAGGAACUCCUAAGGGCGUUUUGCAUGCCGUUGCAGGCUACUUACUGGAAGCACGCAUGUCGAUGGAAUACGUGUUUGACGUUCACGCUAAUGACGUGGUUUUCACUGCUGGCGAUAUUGGAUGGGUCACAGGCCACACUUAUGUCGUUUAUGGUCCACUACUUUCCGGUUGCACCACAGUGAUCUUUGAAGGUACUCCGGCGUAUCCCUCAUACUCGCGGUAUUGGGAUAUCAUCGACCGGCACAAGGUCACACAUUUCUACGUGGCACCCACAGCACUACGCAUGCUCAAGCGCGCCGGCGAUGGACCUCUCGAAGGUUACGAUUUGACCAGUUUACGUUGUCUGGGAACCGUUGGUGAACCCAUAGCAAGGGAAGUAUGGGAAUGGUAUGCGGAAAAAGUGGGUCGUGGUCGGGUACCCGUGAUCGAUACCUACUGGCAAACCGAAUCUGGUUCUCACAUGAUCGCACCUUUAGCCGGAGUCACACCAUUGAAACCUGGUUCCGUUUCGUUACCAUUUUUUGGCAUUGACGCGGUGGUUCUGGAUACUGUCACAGGAAAAGAGCUGGAGGGACCAUGUAAAGAGGGAGUCCUAGCAGUUCGUCGGCCUUGGCCCUCAUUCGCGCGUACAUUGUGGAGAAAUCAUUCCAGAUUUAACGAAGUUUACUUCGAACCAUAUCCUGGUUACUAUUUCACCGGAGACGGAGUGGCACGCGACAAAGAUGGGUUUUUGUGGAUCCUGGGACGUGUUGAUGAUGUGGUGAAUAUUUCAGGUCAUCGUCUUUCUACUGCGGAAAUCGAAGCCGUUGUUUCAGAAGACGAAACUGUCGCCGAAUGUGCUGUGGUGGGGUUUGCAGAUGAACUCACAGGUCAAGCCGUGGCGGCGUUUGUCGUGCUGCGAAAUAGUGCCUGUUGGGAAAACGCAAGUGAAGAUGAAUUGCAAAGUAUUAAAAGACGCAUUCUUGUCAUUGUUCGUCGCGAUAUCGGAUCUUUUGCUACUCCCAAACUUAUUGUACUUGUAGAUGACCUUCCAAAGACACGGUCUGGUAAAAUAAUGCGCCGGAUCUUACGCAAGAUUUUGGCAGGUGAAUCCAAUAAACUUGGGGAUGUGUCAACGCUUUCGAAUCCCGGUGUCGUAAAGCAUUUGAUUGACAGCGUGCAGUUCAAAUGA
Molecule: messenger RNA, 2289 nt
Organism: Lachancea mirantina
Lineage: Eukaryota; Fungi; Ascomycota; Saccharomycetes; Saccharomycetales; Saccharomycetaceae
Source: the annotation of a GenBank genome assembly